This is a messenger RNA of Cannabis sativa, 1140 nucleotides long. Its product is annotated as deoxypodophyllotoxin synthase-like. The record is from RefSeq and is a predicted model, not a curated record. The transcript is spliced from 3 exons. Bases 122 to 1069 code for a protein of 315 amino acids. Gene Ontology annotation, molecular function: dioxygenase activity. NCBI's taxonomy places the organism in Eukaryota, Viridiplantae, Streptophyta, Magnoliopsida, Rosales, Cannabaceae.
UAAAUUUCAUAAUCAAGUACAUUAGUCUCUAUAAAUAGCCUAAGAAACAACCUUUAUAUACAUAAAACACUGAUUAAUUUUCAUUUUUUCUCUUCUAAUUCUUUUUUCCAUAGAAUAAAAAAUGGAUUCUAUUGUAGGUGAAAAUCAUUCGCAUAAAAUUCCAGUUAUAGAUUUUUCGAACAAAGAGUUGAAACCGGGUUCACACGUGUGGUCUUCCACGUGUGAGGAAAUCCGACAUGGUUUAGAAGAGUAUGGUUGUUUUGUGGCAAAAUAUAAUUAUUGUGAAACACAAAUAUUUUCUCAAUCAAAAGAUCUUUUCGAUCUACCGGUAGAGACAAAAAUGAAGAAUGUUAGUGAAGAACCCUUUCGCGGGUAUCUUGGUAAGAAGCCUCAAAUUCCACUCUAUGAGGGUUUAGCUAUUAACAAAGUUACAAGUUUGGAGGAAAUUAAGAAGUUUGCCAAUCUUAUGUGGUUAGAUGGGAAUGAUCAAUUUUGUGAUAUUGUUCAUUCAUAUGCAAAGCAAUUAGCCUUAUUAGAGGAGAUGGCUACAAUAUUGGUGUUUGAAAGCUAUGGAGUGCAAAAGCAUUGGAAGACUGUCGAGGCUGUUCGUAAUUAUGUUCUUCGAUUUUUAAAAUAUUCUGAACCUGAUCGAAACUCUAAUACCACUGUAAGAUUUGUUCCUCAUACUGAUUUAGACUUCACAACAAUACUUCACCAGAAUCAAGUUGGCGGUCUCCAAGUUCAAGCUAAGGAUGGAACCUGGAUUGACAUUAACCCUAAACCUUCUCAUUUUAUUUUCAUGGCGGGCGACAUGAUGAAGGUUUGGAGCAAUGAUAGAAUACGAGCUUGUUACCAUCAAGUGAAGUUUUCCGGAGAUGGUGAGAGAUAUUCAAUGGGAAUGUUUACAUUCACAGAUGGAGAAAUUGAAGUUCCUCAAGAAUUUGUGAAUGAAGAACAUCCAUUACUAUAUAAUUACCCUUUUGAUAGUAGAAAAUAUAUUCAAUUUUAUGUCACUGCAGAUGAGGCCAAGAAGACCAAAAAUCCAAUCAAAGCCUUUUUUGGUGUUUGAAUUAACCUAAUAAUAAUUAUGAAAAUAUUAUGUAUUUUUUGUUAUGAAAAUAAAUUGAUUGUUUUACAUAA